AUGUGGGGUCGGGAUAGUGUACGACAGUGCGAGGGGCAUCGCGUAAUCAAGAGCUACUCCAGAGUAUCCAUAACCGGCUUCAACAGCAGACACUCUCGCACUUCUGAUCGUGAUCGCAUGUAUACAGUACAGUCAGAACGACUAUAG
This is a messenger RNA of Colletotrichum abscissum, 147 nucleotides long. RefSeq lists its product as uncharacterized. Bases 1 to 147 code for a protein of 48 amino acids. NCBI's taxonomy places the organism in Eukaryota, Fungi, Ascomycota, Sordariomycetes, Glomerellales, Glomerellaceae. The transcript has a single exon. The record is from RefSeq and is a predicted model, not a curated record.